AUGCCGCUCGCCCAGCUGGCCGAGCCCUGGCCCAACAUGGAGCUGGUGCAUCUGGACACGGAGAAUGGGCAGGCUGCUCCAGAAGAAGGUGGGAAUCCUCCAUCCAAGGCAAAAUCAGACAUCACUUGGAUAGAGAAAGACCUUGUGGACUCGGCAGACAAGGGCGAAGGUGUUGUGAAAGAAAUCAACAUCACGCACCAUGUGAAGGAAGGCUCCGAGAAAGCCGAUCCUUCCCAGUUUGAGCUCCUGAAGGUGCUGGGACAGGGCUCUUUUGGCAAGGUUUUCUUGGUGAGAAAAAUAACUCCGCCAGACAGCAACCACCUCUAUGCCAUGAAAGUGCUCAAGAAGGCGACAUUGAAAGUGCGUGAUCGAGUAAGGACAAAGAUAGAAAGGGACAUCCUGGCUGAUGUAAACCAUCCUUUUGUGGUGAAACUCCACUACGCAUUCCAGACGGAGGGGAAGCUGUACCUCAUCUUGGAUUUCCUCAGAGGAGGUGACCUUUUCACUCGGCUUUCCAAAGAGGUCAUGUUCACUGAGGAGGACGUGAAGUUCUACCUAGCAGAGCUGGCUCUGGGGCUUGACCAUUUGCACAGCCUGGGAAUCAUAUACCGAGAUCUCAAACCAGAGAACAUCCUCCUGGAUGAAGAAGGACACAUCAAACUCACAGAUUUUGGCUUGAGUAAGGAGGCUAUAGACCACGAGAAGAAAGCCUAUUCCUUCUGUGGGACAGUGGAAUACAUGGCACCAGAAGUUGUGAAUCGCCAGGGCCACUCUCACAGUGCUGACUGGUGGUCGUACGGGGUGUUGAUGUUUGAAAUGCUCACCGGCUCGCUGCCCUUCCAGGGGAAGGAUCGUAAGGAGACGAUGACCCUCAUCCUCAAAGCAAAGCUGGGCAUGCCACAGUUCCUGAGCUCUGAAGCACAGAGCCUCCUGCGAGCCCUUUUCAAAAGGAAUCCAGCCAACAGAUUAGGUUCUGGACCAGAUGGGGCGGAAGAGAUCAAGCGCCAUCCUUUCUACUCUACCAUUGACUGGAAUAAGCUGUACCGCAGGGAAAUCAAACCGCCCUUCAAGCCUGCAGUAGGCCAGCCAGAUGACACCUUUUAUUUUGACACAGAAUUUACAUCACGUACACCAAAAGAUUCCCCAGGCAUCCCCCCUAGCGCGGGGGCCCAUCAGCUCUUCCGAGGCUUCAGUUUCGUGGCGACCGGAUUGAUGGAGGAUGGCAAGGUGAAACCUGCCCAGUCGCCUCUGCAUUCGGUGGUACAGCAGCUGCACGGCAAGAAUGUCCAGUUCAACGACGGCUACGUGGUGAAGGAGGCAAUCGGCGUCGGCUCCUACUCCGUGUGUAAACGCUGCAUUCAUAAAGCAACCAACAUGGAAUACGCAGUCAAGGUUAUUGACAAGAGCAAGCGAGACCCUUCUGAGGAAAUAGAAAUCCUCCUGCGAUAUGGGCAGCAUCCAAACAUCAUCACCUUGAAAGAUGUUUACGAUGAUGGGAAGUACGUGUAUCUGGUGACUGAGCUGAUGAGGGGAGGGGAGCUGCUGGAUAAAAUCCUCAGACAGAAGUUUUUCUCGGAGAGGGAAGCCAGUUCGGUCCUGCACACGAUCUGUAAAACGGUGGAGUAUCUGCAUUCCCAAGGGGUGGUUCACAGGGACUUGAAGCCCAGCAAUAUUCUCUACGUGGAUGAGUCAGGAAACCCCGACAGCAUUCGCAUUUGUGACUUCGGCUUUGCCAAGCAGCUGAGGGCUGAGAAUGGCCUUCUCAUGACUCCUUGUUAUACGGCAAACUUCGUGGCACCCGAGGUACUAAAACGCCAAGGCUACGACGAGGGCUGUGACAUCUGGAGCCUGGGAGUUCUCCUGUACACCAUGCUCGCAGGCUGCACUCCGUUUGCAAACGGUCCCAGUGACACUCCAGAAGAUAUCCUGACCCGGAUAGGCGGGGGGAGGUUCUCCAUCAGUGGAGGCAACUGGGACACUAUUUCUGACAUGGCCAAGGAUCUGGUAUCAAAGAUGCUUCACGUAGAUCCUCACCAGCGUCUAACAGCCAAGCAGGUCCUGCAGCAUCCGUGGAUAACUCAGAAGGACAGCUUACCCCAGAGCCAGCUGAAUCACCAGGACGUUCAGCUUGUAAAGGGGGCAAUGGCCGCCACAUACUCUGCACUGAACAGCUCCAAGCCAAGCCCCCAGCUGAAGCCCAUCGAAUCCUCCAUUCUGGCACAGAGGCGGGUGAAGAAACUUCCUUCCACCACACUGUGA
Gavia stellata (red-throated loon) is the source of this 2259-nucleotide messenger RNA. RefSeq names its product ribosomal protein S6 kinase A1 (gene RPS6KA1). Bases 1 to 2259 code for a protein of 752 amino acids. The record is from RefSeq and is a predicted model, not a curated record. The transcript is spliced from 23 exons. Lineage: Eukaryota; Metazoa; Chordata; Aves; Gaviiformes; Gaviidae. Gene Ontology annotation, molecular function: magnesium ion binding; ATP binding; ribosomal protein S6 kinase activity. Gene Ontology annotation, biological process: intracellular signal transduction; positive regulation of DNA-templated transcription; protein phosphorylation.